Messenger RNA from Oreochromis niloticus (Nile tilapia), 2463 nucleotides. RefSeq names its product glucosamine-6-phosphate isomerase 1. Gene Ontology annotation, cellular component: cytoplasm. Gene Ontology annotation, biological process: N-acetylneuraminate catabolic process; D-glucosamine catabolic process; carbohydrate metabolic process. Gene Ontology annotation, molecular function: identical protein binding; glucosamine-6-phosphate deaminase activity. Bases 954 to 1577 code for a protein of 207 amino acids. The record is from RefSeq and is a predicted model, not a curated record. The transcript is spliced from 5 exons. NCBI's taxonomy places the organism in Eukaryota, Metazoa, Chordata, Actinopteri, Cichliformes, Cichlidae.
UUGGAGCUCGCCCCGCUGGGAAGGCCCAUACCAAGUGCUUAUCACCACACCAACCGCCUGUAAGAUAGCAGAGAGACCAUCUUGGAUUCACCAAAGUCACUGCAAGAAAGUGAGUGACAGCCCAGACUCAUAGACUCCAGCACCCCUACCUUCUGGUGAUCUACCUGGUGAAGAGAGGGCUGAUUGGGUAUAUCCCGCCCUCUACUUCUCGCCAGUAGUCUACUCACCCGAGGAUCUAGGUGUGUUUGGCUGUCAUGAAGACACUCGCCGUCCUAGCAGUUGUCCUCCUGCUCCUAGCAGGACUCCUCGCACUUUUCGAGGACAAUAAAGAAUAAAACACAAGCCAAACGUGCCGCCAGCUUUUCGGGUGUUGGCUAUCAGCAUAAUAAAAUCAUCAUCAACGAGACAAGCUCAUCUACCAUCUACUCGCUUAACUUCCUUAGUAUCUUUCAGGGACCACCCCAACACGAGAUAAUCACCAUUGAAGACGCUGGACUUGACAAUGGAACGUGUGAUCAACUUUUCUGGAUCAACUUCAACGUGACGAACCGGAACACAUCCAUUCACUUCCCAGUGUUCUUGGACCAAACCCCAGGGAAGAACCACUCCAUGUGCUACCGACAAGACAACGGUAACAGACCGCUGGGAAACACCACUAAUUGUAAUCGGACCGCUGGAAACGGAGAAGGUGCCCCUGUGAACACAGCCAACCCCUCUAAUGGCACCUACUGGGUGCAAGGAAUGGCCUGGCUGUGUGGACGACGUGCCUAUUUCAUACUGCCCCCAGGAUGGACUGGCAUCUGCGCCCCAAUCUUCAUCUCUGACCACACCUUCAGAAUAACUACGGGAAACGCCACGAGGACUCGACGACGAAGAGAUGUCUCUGCAGUGCAGCCACAGGACCCCAGGGCACGCUUCAGGCCGUGGUUUACCCAAAACACCAGAACAGGACCAUGAAGCUCAUCAUCCUGAAUGACUACGACCAGGCGAGCGAAUGGGCAGCAAAGUACAUUAGAAACAAGAUUUUGCAGUUCAGCCCUGGCCCCAACAAAUACUUCACUCUGGGACUCCCUACAGGAGGCACCCCUUUAGGUUGUUAUAAGAAGCUGAUUGAAUACUACAAAAAUGGAGCUCUAUCAUUCCAGUACGUGAAGACUUUCAACAUGGAUGAAUAUGUAGGACUUCCCAGAGAUCAUCCUGAGAGCUACCACUCCUUCAUGUGGAAUAACUUCUUCAAGCACAUAGAUAUAAAAGCAGAGAACACGCACAUCCUCGAUGGCAACGCUGCCGACCUGCAGGCAGAGUGUGAUGCCUUUGAGAAGAAGAUAACAGCUGCUGGGGGGAUUCAGCUGUUUGUUGGAGGUAUUGGACCUGAUGGCCACAUUGCAUUUAAUGAGCCUGGUUCAAGUCUGGUAUCCAGGACCAGGGUGAAGACGCUGGCGAAGGACACCAUUAUGGCCAAUGCCCGAUUCUUUGAUGGCGACCUCUCAAAAGUCCCCACCAUGGCGCUGACGUUGGGAGUGGGCACUGUAGAAGAUUGGAAAAUUGUUGCCUGUUCUUCAUAUUCUAUAAAAUAAUAUGUUUUUAGUUGCUGUCUGUGAGGCCCACAUUUAAUGAGCUGGAUUUACAAAAACAUAGUUAAGUAUUUCAGCUGAGCCCAUGAUAAUGCAGAAUAACACUGGCGGGGAAUUUUUCACUUGAAUGAAUACUUUUAAUUUUGAAAAUUUAAAUUGGAUUUUUUUUUAAUACAUUUUAAAAUUUGUGCAGUUUAUUUGUAGUAUAAUUUAGUAUUGUAGGUACUUUCAUAAAACACGUAAACAAUUCCUCAUCACUCUUCAUUGUCGUUUAGUGGUUAAAGGAUUGUCAUGAUAGUGAGAUGUUGCUAAUGAAGCUGUAAAACUUGGGAAGGCCACAUAAGAGUACAAAUCUGUGAUUUAGUUAUAAAAUAGCAUAUUUUAUUGUACCUGGUGUACCAGGUAACUGAAAGUGAUAUUGCUGCAGGGUGAACUACAGUAUAAUUAUUACCUAGAAUUAAUCUCACUGGAUCUCCUGAGUACGUGUAACUGUAAAAUACAGACAAGGAAAAGCCACCAGGACGUGUCCGAGGGAUUGGCUGUGUUAGCUCAGCGAGAGAGUUAUUUGUAAAGAAAACAAUUUUCACUAGCAGUCAAAAACUAACGUGUACACUUAUGUCUGCAUUUUUAUUUUGUUAAAUAGAAGCAAAAUUAAAAGUGCUGGCAUGUGUCUGGCCAUAAAGAGAGUACCAAUUUGUUUUUUUUGGUAGUCAAUGACAGGCUUCAGUUAGUUAAGAGUGAGAAAAAAAUGUGUUGACAUUUGCAGUUUUUUCUUGCUAUACAAUAUUUGAAAUUUAAAAAAAAAAAACAUUUUCAGAAAUAUUUGUGGAUGUUUUCUUGUUUGUUUGUUUCUUGUACUACUUAAACACUAAAGUGGGCCUGCAAUUAA